Messenger RNA from Phragmites australis (common reed), 4178 nucleotides. RefSeq names its product leucine-rich repeat receptor-like serine/threonine-protein kinase BAM1. Gene Ontology annotation, molecular function: receptor serine/threonine kinase binding; protein kinase activity; ATP binding. The coding region runs from base 470 to 3574 and encodes 1034 amino acids. The record is from RefSeq and is a predicted model, not a curated record. NCBI's taxonomy places the organism in Eukaryota, Viridiplantae, Streptophyta, Magnoliopsida, Poales, Poaceae. Gene Ontology annotation, biological process: protein phosphorylation. The transcript has 2 exons.
CUCUCUCUCAUGGCUGCUUCCUUGCCCACAAAAAGCCUUCAACAGUUCGCUUCUCUGCUCCCAAAGAAAAGCAAAAGGAGAUGAGAGAGAGAAGAGCCAUGGACCAAAGCUACAGCAGAGAGAAGACACAGCACAAUCACACACUGAAGCAGAGAGAGACCAGAGCAAUGCACUAGCUUGAGCAGAGUACUAGGCACAAGAAACCCUUCUCCCACAAGCCAUAUAUAUCUCAAAAGACAAAGCCCUUCUUGCCACAAAGAGAACAUAUUCCCCUCACCUUCAUCUCCCCUGCUUCAAUGUGAAGCCUCUCCUCCAUCUUCUUGUGAAGUUUCUCAAGAUUCUCGCAUACCUUUACCAUUCCAUCUCUCUCCCUCUAGAGCUUACUAAAUCAGCUCCAAUGCCUACGGCAACAUCUGCGCUCUAGCUAGUCUCACACCGCAAUUCACAAGCCACAAAGAAAUCAAGCCAGAUGAGGCCCUCACCACCUCUGAUCUUGGUCUUGCUCUUGCAUUUCGCUCUCUCGUCCACCAAUGGCGUCGCAAGUGGAAAUGGCGAUGCCCUGCGUGGCGAUGCGAUGGCGUUGCUCUCCCUCAAGGCCGCCCUCAACUGCCGCCCGCACGCUCUGCGGUCGUGGUCGGCGGGCAAUGCCGUGUCGGUGUGCGCGUGGACGGGCGUGCGGUGCGCCGGGGGCCGGGUGGUCGCCGUCGACAUCGCCAACAUGAACGUGUCCACGGGCGCGCCCGUGUCGGCCGUGGUGACAGGGCUCGACGCGCUCGAGAACAUCUCCCUCGCCGGGAACGGCAUCGUGGGCGUGGUGGCCGCGUCCUCGCUCCCGGCGCUCCGGCACGUCAACGUCUCCGGGAACCAGCUCGGCGGCGGGCUCGACGUCUGGGACUUCGCGUCGCUCCCUGGCCUCGAGGUGUUCGAUGCCUACGACAACAACUUCUCGUCCUCUCUCCCGCUCGGCGUCGCGGCGCUGCCGCGGCUCGGGUACCUGGACCUCGGCGGCAACUACUUCACCGGCGCCAUACCGCCGGCGUACGGCGGGAUGCCGGCGCUGCAGUACCUGUCCCUCAGCGGUAACAACCUGCAGGGCGCCAUCCCGGCGGCGCUUGGCAACCUCACGACCCUCAGGGAGCUGUACCUCGGGUACUACAACGUGUUCGACGGCGGCGUCCCCCCGGCGCUCGGCCGACUUCGCAACCUCACGGUGAUGGACAUCUCCAACUGCGGCCUAACCGGCCGCAUCCCGGCGGAGCUCGGCGCGCUUUCAUCCCUCGACACGCUCUUCCUCCACACCAACCAGCUCUCCGGCGCCAUCCCGCCGGAGCUCGGCAACCUCACGUCUCUCACCGCGCUGGACCUCUCCAACAACGCGCUCACCAGCGAGGUCCCGCGCUCCCUGGCGUCGCUCGCCUCGCUCCGGCUGCUGAACCUGUUCCUGAACCGCCUCCACGGCCCAGUCCCCGACUUCGUGGCCGCGCUGCCGCGGCUGGAGACGGUGCAGCUCUUCAUGAACAACCUCACCGGUCGCGUCCCCGCUGGGCUUGGCGCCAACUCCGCGCUCCGGCUGGUCGACCUGUCGUCAAACCGGCUCACCGGGGUGAUCCCGGAGACGCUGUGCGCGUCCGGCGAGCUUAGCACGGCCAUCCUCAUGAACAAUUUCCUGUUCGGGCCCAUCCCCGGCUCGUUCGGCUCGUGCACGAGCCUGACCCGGGUCCGGCUCGGCCAGAACUACCUCAACGGCACCAUCCCGGCCGGCCUGCUCUACCUGCCGCGGCUCAACCUGCUCGAGCUCCAGAACAACCUGCUCUCCGGCCCGGUCUCCUCGAACCCGAGCCUGAGCCCGGCCGGUUCGCAGCUGGCUCAGCUCAACCUGUCCAACAACCUGUUGUCCGGGCCGCUGCCUAGCACGCUGGCCAACCUCACCGCUCUGGAGACUCUGCUCAUAAGCAACAACCGGCUCGGCGGCGCCGUGCCGCCGGAGAUUGGGGAGCUCCGGAGGCUCGUGAAGCUCGACCUCAGCGGCAACGCGUUGUCUGGACCGAUACCGGAGGCCGUCGGGCGGUGCGCGGAGCUCACGUACCUCGACCUCAGCAGGAACAACCUGUCCGGGCCGAUCCCAGAGGCGAUCGCCGGCAUAAGGGUGCUGAAUUACCUCAACCUGUCGAGGAACACGCUCGAGAACAAGAUCCCGGCGGCUAUCGGGGCGAUGAGAAGCCUCACGGCUGCGGAUUUCUCCUACAACGACCUGGCCGGCCAGCUGCCCGACACGGGCCAGCUGGGGUACCUGAACGCGACGGCGUUCGCUGGCAACCCGAGGCUGUGCGGGCCGGUGCUGAACCGGCCGUGCAACUACAGCGCCGGUGCUGCGACGGCGGCGCCGCGACGGAACGGGACAGGGGACCUGAAGCUGGUGCUCGCGCUGGGGCUGCUCGCGUGCUCGGUGGUGUUCGCGGCGGCGGCCGUGCUGCGCGCGCGGUCGUACCGCGGCGGGCCCGACGGCGGCGGCGCGUGGCGGUUCACGGCGUUCCACAAGGUGGACUUCGGCAUCGCGGAGGUGAUCGAGUGCAUGAAGGACGGGAACGUGGUCGGGCGCGGCGGCGCCGGCGUGGUGUACGCUGGGCGGGCCCGCUCCGGCGGCGCCAUCGCCGUGAAGCGCCUCCAGGGUUCGGGAGCCGCGGCGGCGUGGGCCCCCGGCGGCGGGCGGCACGACCACGGGUUCCGCGCGGAGAUCCGGACGCUGGGCAGCAUCCGGCACCGGAACAUCGUGCGGCUCCUGGCGUUCUGCACGAACCAGGAGGCGAACGUGCUGGUGUACGAGUACAUGGGCAACGGCAGCCUCGGGGAGUUGCUCCACGGCAAGGGCGGCGGGUUCCUGGCCUGGGACCGGCGGUACCGGAUCGCGCUGGAGGCGGCGCGCGGGCUCUGCUACCUCCACCACGACUGCACCCCGAUGAUCGUGCACCGCGACGUCAAGUCCAACAACAUCCUCCUCGGCGACAACUUCGAGGCCCACGUCGCCGACUUCGGCCUCGCCAAGUUCCUCCGCUCCGGUACCGGCGCCACCUCCGAGUGCAUGUCCGCCGUCGCCGGCUCCUACGGCUACAUCGCCCCUGAGUACGCGUACACUUUACGGGUGGACGAGAAGAGCGAUGUGUACAGCUACGGCGUGGUCCUCCUCGAGCUCAUCACGGGCCGACGACCUGUGGGGGACUUCGGGGAAGGGGUGGACAUCGUGCAAUGGGCGAAGCGGACCACGGAUGGGCGGCGGGAGGGCGUGCCGGGGAUCGUGGACCGCCGGCUCGGCACGGCGCCCGUGGACGAGGUGGCGCACCUCUUCUUCGUGUCCAUGCUCUGCGUCCAGGAGAACAGCGUUGAGCGGCCGACGAUGAGGGAGGUGGUGCAGAUGCUGUCCGAGUUCCCCCGCCAUGCGUCCACCCAAACGUCUCCAUCUUCGUCGUCGUUGUCCCCGGCGGUGGCAACGGCGGAGGGGGAGGUGAAGAGGGAGAGCAGUCCCGCCGGGAAGGAGCCGGCCAACUGCUACAAGCUAUUCCCGGACCUGCUGGCCUGAAGUGCAGCCAGCUGUUUGGAGUGGAGCACUGAAGUCAUCAUGGAGGACUGAAGUCGUUAACAGCAUGUACUGCUAAUCGGAGCUAGCAUUCUACAGUUUCCUAGGCCGGCAGAGGGGGUGUGGUGACAAGUGCUGGGGAUCAAGAACAUGUAACUUUAUUUUCUUUCAUGUUCUUUUUUCAAAUUAUUUUCUCUUUUUUUGGGUUCAUCAUAUCAAAGGUGUAUAGGGUUUGAUCAUAUGCUAGCACCCACGGUUUCGUGCUGUCCAAUGUAAUAGUCUCCCUUCCAUCACAGCUUUGGCCCUUUGUGAUCUCCUGGUAAUCUUUAGCCACCAUUCAUUGUCCUCAAUUCCUCUCCUUCACACCAAUUCUUGUUUAUGUCCAUUCUGUACUACCGGUACUUGUUCAUAGCUUUUUGUAUUAUUUGGGCCAUUUUUGUCAUCUGGGGGUGUGGUCAUCGUCUGCUGGAAGAUUCUUGACUGGAGCUUUGGUUUCAGGGAAAGUAGGAAAAAGAAAAGAAAAAAAGAGAGAAGUACUUGACAGUCUUUGAAAACAUCUCAAUUCCCGAAGCUUAAAGCACUAGAGACUGAAUUGCACAACUUUUAU